Messenger RNA from Monopterus albus (swamp eel), 1322 nucleotides. It is a transcript of the gene ctsl.1, whose product is annotated as cathepsin L.1. The transcript is spliced from 9 exons. Gene Ontology annotation, molecular function: cysteine-type peptidase activity. Gene Ontology annotation, biological process: proteolysis. The record is from RefSeq and is a predicted model, not a curated record. Lineage: Eukaryota; Metazoa; Chordata; Actinopteri; Synbranchiformes; Synbranchidae. Bases 114 to 1118 code for a protein of 334 amino acids.
CAGGGAGUCAUAACUGUAGUCAGCUAUAGAUAUAAGAACAACACACCCCUGCAUCACUUGCAAGUGGUUAUACCUCAAACCUGACUGCACACAUCGACAUCGAAGCUGACAGGAUGAAGCUGCUGUUGGUUGCUGCUGCUGCUCUGGCUGUGGCCAGCUGUGCCAGCCUUUCUCUGGAAGACCUGGAGUUCCACGCCUGGAAACUCAAGUUUGAAAGGUUCUACAGUUCACCAUCAGAGGAAGCUCACCGGAGGCAAAUCUGGCUCAGGAACCGCAGACUGGUGCUGGUGCACAACAUCAUGGCAGAUCAAGGCAUCAAGUCCUAUCGCCUUGGCAUGACCUACUUUGCUGACAUGGAAAACGAGGAGUACAAACGCCUGAUUUCUCAGGGAUGCCUGAGAUCCUUCAAUGCUUCUCUGCCUCGCCGUGGCUCUGCGUUCCUCCGGCUGCCUGAAAGCACCAAUCUGCCAAACACUGUUGACUGGAGGGACAAGGGAUACGUCACUGAAGUCAAGGAUCAGAAGCAGUGUGGCUCUUGCUGGGCCUUCAGUGCCACUGGCGCUCUCGAGGGUCAGAACUUCAGGAAGACAGGGAAGCUGGUGUCCCUGAGCGAGCAGCAGCUGGUUGACUGCUCGGGUGACUAUGGCAACAUGGGCUGCAUGGGAGGCUUGAUGAACUAUGCCUUCCAAUACAUCAAAGACAACGGAGGGAUUGACACAGAAGAGUCCUACACUUAUGAGGCUCAGGAUGGAAAGUGCCGGUACAACCCAGCUGCAGUUGGUGCUACAUGUACAGGCUAUGUUGAUGUGAAAGAGGGUGAUGAAGAUGCCCUGAAGGAGGCUGUGGCCACCAUCGGACCUGUGUCUGUUGGCAUCGAUGCUUCUUCAAUGUCCUUCCAGCUUUAUCAAUCAGGAGUGUAUGAUGAGAUGGAGUGUAGCAGCACAGAUCUGGACCAUGGUGUACUGGCUGUGGGUUAUGGCACUGAAGAAGGAAAGGACUACUGGCUGGUCAAGAACAGCUGGGGUCUAGCGUGGGGAGACAAGGGAUACAUCAUGAUGAGCAGGAACAAACACAACCAGUGUGGCAUUGCUACUGCAUCCAGCUACCCCUUGGUCUAAGCAGGUCCAGGCCUUCCCUCAGUGACGAGGAGAAUGAUGGCACAUAAUUCACUUUAAUUUUAGAACAAAACUGAGUUAUGGAACAAAAUGUCUUAUUUUUGUUCCUUUUAAGUUAAUGGGACAGAGUCUCUUUGUGCCCAGAGGCACUUUAAUAGACUAACUUUCUUUUAUGAAUACUGUAAAUAAAUGUAAAGAAAUAAAAUG